This is a messenger RNA of Stylonychia lemnae, 2685 nucleotides long. The record is from the annotation of a GenBank genome assembly. Lineage: Eukaryota; Ciliophora; Spirotrichea; Sporadotrichida; Oxytrichidae.
AUGGCAGACGAUGUAGUAGACACAAUCGCCCAGUACGAUUUGGACGACGACUUCCCUGACUAUGCCAAUGAGCAAAACAAAGAGCUUAACUAAAUCGUUCGAGAGAAGGUUAGGCUAGUUGCACAGUUGGGGCUUGAAAUUGAGGAACAUCAAGAGCGUCUAAAGAUCCUCGCAGAGCACUUGAAGUCAGUGCAGAUGGAGCUUGUUCACACAUAAUCACUUGUUGAUGCGAAGAAUAAGGAAAUUGAAACUGAAGAGCAUAUGAAACAAGUCGCUGAGAGACAGAGUGGUAGACUCCGUAACGAAAUUGAAAAACUUGAACAGAGAAUCGCUGACUAGCAGGACAGACUGAACAACAUCCAGAAUAUGAUCUUCAAAGCUAAUGAGAGGAUGGAUAAGUUUAAACUAGAGAUGAACUGGAAUCAGGAAGAGUUGGAGCAGUGGGCUCUGGCUGCCAGACAAAAGGAGGAGGAUAACCUUACUCUUGAGAAAUACAGAAGAGCUGAUGAGGCCAAGAUCAAGGAACUUACUCUGAACAUUGAAAAACUGACUGUUGAAGUUGCAAAGAAAGCCACUGAGUUGGAAAAGGAAGUGACAGAAACUCAAGCUGCUUAAAUCGAGCUUGAUAAGACUGCAGAGGAGUUCAAGAGACUUCACGCCGAAAGACAUCAACUUUACUUAUAAUGGCAAGACACAGUUGAAAACAGUAGAAAAAGAGAUGAGCUGAUCAAUGAGACUGGUGAGCAAUAUGGAAGCGCCAAAGAUCACCUUGACAAGAAGAAGACUGAUCUUGAGGAUCAUAAAAAGACCCUUGACAGAGAAAAGGAAAACAACAAAGAACUUGAAUCAAAUAUUGCUGGAGAAGAGAGAACUCUAACUAAGAUUAGAGAAAGUUUGGCUAAGCAUGAAGAAGAGAGAAAUAAUCUCGAAGGAGAGGUAGCAAUUCUCAGAAACCAGCUUUCAGCAUUCGCCACUGAGCUUUCAAACAAGAGAAUCCAUGUUGCUAACAUGAACCAAAUUCUUGAGGAAAAAAUGCAAAGACUAGAGGCAGCCAAAAAGAAAUAUCAAGCUACUAAGGAGAGGCUUAGCAAAGAAAAGGAAAUGCAAGAUAACUUGGAAGCAGGAAACAAAUCUUCAGAGGGUGACUUCAAGGAAUCCCAGAACAUGCUAACUGAGGUAGAAAAAGAAAUCAGACUGCAAAAAGAAACUCUUUUCAAGGAGUCUCAGAAGCUUUUCAAGCUAAGAGCUGAGCAAGCUAACUUGAUUGGAGAUAUCUCAGGUACUCUUUCAGCAAGCAGAAACCUCUAAGCAAAUAUAAUCAAGCUAAAGCAAGAACAGUAGAGAUAGCAAGAACUUCUCUAUAACGCUGAGUUCUAGAUUCAAUAAAUGGAGCGUAAGGUUGCCAGAGCCUCUGGAGAGCGAUCUCAAGAAGAGACCAAGAGACUCUAACAAGAAAUCCUUUUGGUUUAACAAGAACUAGAUAAGAAGAAGCAGUAAUUGAAUAUGCUUACUACUUCAAAUAAACAACUCGAAGACGAGAGAAGAAACAUCGAGAGAACCAUUAACAAGGCCAAGGACCAAAAGAGCACACUUGCAAUCACAAUUCAAGAACUUAAACUUGAAAACGAGAUGGCAAGCGGAGAUGUAGAGAAGAUCUUGAAAAAGAAGGAAAAGACAUUGGUUCAGCAUGACUGCAUGAAGCUUGAAAUCAAGAAACUGAGAGAAACCGUUAAUGUCGAAGCUGAUAGAGUCUAUGGUCUUGAGAACAGAAAGUAUCAACUAGAAAUGAGUAUGGAGGAAAGAGAGAAGGAGAUCUAGGUCCACAAAGAUAUCCUAGUUUCAGAAUAAAAGGCUGCUGAAGAAGAGAGGCACAAAGUAGCAGUAGAACUUCAACUUAGAAAGAAUAAAGUCAAGAACCUUAGAAUUAAAUACGAGGGUCUCGUCCAGAAGAGUCAAUCUUCAAGUGGUGAGGUUGAAGCAGUUGGUGAGCACUCACAAGCUUACUAUGUCAUCAAGGCUGCUUAGGAAAAGGAAGAACUUCAAAGAUAUGGAGAUGAACUAGAUGGCAAGAUUAGAAAGUGCGAGAAGGAGAUUAAGGCACUCGCAAACACUCUGGAUCAUCUUAAAAUGAGAAAUAAAAACUAUAGAGAUAAAUUCAUGCAAGGAGCAGAGGGAGCAGAUCUGGAAAAGAAGUAAAUUCUGGAAGAUCAAUGCAGAGCUGCUUCUGAGACGUUGUUCAAAAAGAGAAGGGAACUACAGAAACUCUAAAAGGACUACGAUGAUGAUGCCAGAAGACUCAUGGAGGUAAAGACUAAGCAAUAGCAGUUGGCUAAAUAGGCUGAAGAGCUGACCAACAUCAAGGAUAAACUCGACAAGGAUCUGCAAGAGCAAUACGAUAAGAUCGAGAGAGCUUAGAAGUCAUUCCAAGCCAAAUAUAACAAUGUCAGAAGCGUCAAGGGAGAUGCCUUUUAGGAGACGAAAGAGAACUAUGAAAUCCUAAAUGAAAUCGAGUCAUAAAAGAACAAGCAUCUGCUCACUGCUCUACAGUUGAUAUUGCAAGAGUUUCCAGACUUCAGCUAGGUCAUUGAGGGCCCACUAGCAGAGAAUGGCAUUAAGGUACCAUCUAGACCAGUAUCCGGCAUUGAAAGACCAUCAACAGGCGCAUCAUAAAGAAGUAGAAGAUGA